AUGCCUCUCCUUUCUCCUUCACUAUCCAUCUCCUUGGACGAAAAUCAAAAGCACUCCUUUGUUUUGCCUACACCACCAAACUAAAUCUACAACAGCAUGGCCUCUCUCUUUUCCCCUUUCUACUCUCUUUUAACAGUUACAUCUGAAUCUUACCACCAUGGCCAGGAAACCGAAGACAACACUCCUUCGCAAAUAGCUUAUGGUAGCAUAGUAUUGUUGAAGAAACUGGGGCUAUGUUUUCUGAGUGCUGCAUAUGUGUGCAUGGUUCUCUUUUUAGUUCUGAUUUUAGCUUCUGUAUUGGGUGUUGGGUUGGUUCGGUUUUGGGUUGAGGAACCUGUGAUUGUUCAUGAAAGUUUGCAUUUUGAUUACACUGAAACUCACCCUUCAGCUGUUUUUUCAUUCAGUGGUGGUGGAGUUAGUGCUACUGGUGGGUAUAUUAUGAAAAAGCAUAGACGUGUUCCAGUUGGUCACACAUUUAGUGUCUCUUUGUCACUCUUGAUGCCUGAAUCUGACUUCAACCGAGAGCUUGGAGUGUUUCAGUUGACAGCAGAACUUCUAUCAGUAAAUGGAAAUGUGAUAGCAAAAUCAAGCCAGCCAUGCAUGUUGCGGUUCCGAAGCUCACCGAUUCGCCUCGCGAGGACAGUUAUGAUGGGUGUGCCUUUGGUACUAGGAAUCUCAGCUGAAACACAGAAAAUCAAUGUAGAAAUACUGAGGCACAAGGAAAUGAAUCAAAGAACCAAUGCUAUAAGAUUAACCCUACAUCCAAGAGCAGGAAGUUCAUCUCUUCCACAGCUAUACGAAGCUGAAAUUGUUCUUAACUCUCACCUACCUUGGACAAAAGAGUUAAUCAGGAGUUGGAAGUGGACUUUCUAUGUUUGGGUUUCAUUGUAUGUGUACGUUUUGCUACUCAUGUUUCUCUUAUGUUGGUAUAGGCCACUCAUCUUUUUAGUCACACCAGAGUCUUUUAGUAGUCAAAGGGUGAGUGAAAAUGUAACAAGUGAAGAACUUAAAGAGUUACAAGACGGAGAGUUGUUAGGAGAUGAGAGUGAUGUUUCUGAGUUGUUGAGGAAAUUGAGACUUAGCAGAAGUAAGAGAAAGACUAUACUGACACAUGGUGGUGUUGGUUUGGAAGAAACAGUUGGCUCAUCAGCUUCAAGCAUUAGCAUGUCUGCUACUAGAGAAGAUGUAACUAGUGUUGAUGUGGAAGAUGAUGUUGAGGAUUCUGAAUCAGUAUGCAUUGAUUAGAGAGUAUGUUUUAGUUACUCAGGAAAUGGUUGACAUAAGAAUUUCUAUGAACUUGGGUUAGAUCAUAGAUCUGACUGCAUCUUACUAUGGUAAAUACUUAGUAAAGUAAUGUAUGACACUUUAAGUAUGAUAAUGUUUACAGUGUUGGCGUGAGGCUUUGUGUAAUUGAAAGUUUUUUGUCUAUGUCAAAUGUUUUUCAUUUUGCUUUA
Vicia villosa (hairy vetch) is the source of this 1454-nucleotide messenger RNA. RefSeq names its product seipin-1. Gene Ontology annotation, biological process: lipid droplet organization; lipid storage. The record is from RefSeq and is a predicted model, not a curated record. The transcript has 2 exons. The coding region runs from base 97 to 1245 and encodes 382 amino acids. Lineage: Eukaryota; Viridiplantae; Streptophyta; Magnoliopsida; Fabales; Fabaceae. Gene Ontology annotation, cellular component: endoplasmic reticulum membrane.